Messenger RNA from Sinocyclocheilus anshuiensis, 2421 nucleotides. Its product is annotated as EF-hand calcium-binding domain-containing protein 14-like. The transcript is spliced from 10 exons. The record is from RefSeq and is a predicted model, not a curated record. The coding region runs from base 428 to 1546 and encodes 372 amino acids. NCBI's taxonomy places the organism in Eukaryota, Metazoa, Chordata, Actinopteri, Cypriniformes, Cyprinidae.
ACGCGUCACACUGUGUUCCUCCAAUCAGGAGCGCUUCCUGUCAGGACCGGAAAGAGGAUGAAAUGUUCGUGCUGAACCAGACAGAUUUGAUUCUUUAGCGAUAAUAUGUGUGUGAUGUAACGUUAAAUAUGUUUUUGCCUUAUAUUUGUGUCAUGACAUCAGAUUCAGACGCGACAAGAAGAGUUCAGUGAAACUAGCGAACAGGGUUUAAUAUGAUGGACCGGAGCUGGUUCACACCGAGCUGAAGCUAAAGUUAAAGCUAAAGCUAAUGUUGGAUUAAACACGGCUCGCUUCUCCUGAAGAGUGUUAAACAGCGACGCGUUCGAGAACCGCAGGAGAACCCGCCCUCAGAUGAGCACCGGACGCCGAAGCUGAAGCGGCUCGUGUGACGGUAAACACGCCGCAGCGACACCGGAUCCGCUCGGCGAUGAGUCCGCAGAAGAAGAUGAAGAAGCGGAAGGAGCUAAACGCGCUCAUCGGCCUCAGCGACAGCCGCAGGAAGAGCAAGCAGAGCAGCGGACACCGGCUGCUGCGGACCGGGACCGACACCGGCACCGAGAGCGAGGCCGAGUCCGGCGCAGAGGAGCGGGGCUUCGGCCGCGGCCUGCUCGGGACGAGCUCGCUGCGGUGCUGCUCGAUCUGUUACCCGCUGUGUGUGUUCGUGCUUCUGGCGGCGUGUGUCAUGGCCUGCGCUGGACUCAUCUGGAUGCAGAUCGCCCUCAAAGAGGACCUGGACUCCAUGAAGGAGAAGAUCCACAUCAUGGAGAGCAGUCAGAAGCUCUCAUCACACGAGAUCCUGAAGCUCAGUGAAGAUCUGAAGGACAAACAGAUGAAGCUGGACGAGCUGGAGAGCGGAGACAGAGGCCUGGCCAAACUCUGGUCCAACCUGAGCGAGAUCAAUCAGAAGCUCAGCACUCUGGAUUCUGCUGUGAAUCACCUGAAGACCAACAUCAAAUCCUCCUCUGAUCUGAUCACGCUGCCGCGGACGAUAGAGGAGCUGCAGAAGAGCGUGGCCUCCAUCGGUAGCACCGUCACCAGUGUCCAGCACGAUGUCUCUAUGAUUCAGUCUGUGGUGGAGGAGAGAAGGAAAGGAGAAGAUCGGCUGAAGGACAGCGCUAAUGGAGAGAAACCUGUGAACAGCAGCAGCUGUGUGACACUGAAACAGGAGCUGCAGCAUCUGGAGGACGGUGUGAAGGAUCUGAACAGCUCAGUGCUGCUGCAGGAGUCGAGGUCGAGCGAGCAGAUCCAGAGCGUGCGCUUCGUUCUGUCAGACCUGAGCAGACGGCUGUCAGCGCUGGACCAGAGCCAGUCCAGAGACACGCAGCAGCAGCAGCAGCAGCCGGCCGUGACCCAGACGCUCCAGACCGCAGGGUCCUCUCCGUCCCGUCGCCCCAGCUUUCUGUCCCGCAGACGUUAUAAACGAGCACUGACUCCCGGAGACGAGUCUGAGAGAGUCGACGAGCUCCAGCGGCGCAGGUCUCUGAGCUCUGAGGAGCAGGAGGCGCUGGACUCUGCUGAGGUCAGUCCUGAUCCACUGAUGCACUGAUGAGCUCAGUCACACAGCACCUGCUUCAUCUCAGAGAGACCCGUCAGGAACAGGCCAGCAAUCAUGCUUUACCUGAAGACAGUGAAGCCCGGUGUAAGAUGCUCUGCAUUGUGACGCUGUUUUAAUGAUUAAAAAGGCUUGUUUUAGCCUGAAUCUCAUUGCUGUAAUGACUAAAAUUAAUUGUGCUGGUUUUGGAUUUAAAUCAAUCUUUGUUUUCCAGAAUAAUGCAGUAGAUUGAUAUAUUCCUCUACUUGAGAGGAGCUCUAUGUGCUCAUUUUACAGCAAUUCAUGUCACAAUACAGACGGUCUCGAUAAAAACCGGCUUCGCUUUCUUUGACAAAUACUCCCAUGAUUCUCCGUGAGCUGUGACCUGAUUUCACAAGUUUCUUACAUAUUUAUCAGAAAUGAUUUGAAGUCUGUAUGAACUGAGGGAAAUGAAGAUUAAUUUAUGCUACAUUACUGUCAGAUCUAGCAAUAAUAUGAUCCAUACAAUUGCUUUUAGUAAAUAUGAUCAUCAGAUAUUAAUGACGUGCACUUGGCUGCUUGUCUUUUAUCCGGUUUAGUUUUUAAUGUAAAGUAGCGUUUGAGGGCACGUCUGAUCAGUAGAUCUGAGCUUGUGAAUGUUCACGUGUGUGUUUCUGUAUCUCUGGGUUCAGUGGGAAUCGUUUCUGCACUCCGCUCAAGGCUCUCUGGAAAUAAUCAUGUCUCACUAACUUUACUGUCACUUUAUGAAACCAGUUAAAAGCUGUACAUAUUGUAGAAUUGGACAUUUCUAUGUAACUAAUUUUAAGCAGUAGCGUGACUAGAUGAAAUGCAUCUGUACGUGUGAGUUUUGCAUGUUCCCUUGUAACAUGAAUAAAAGCUCUUUUAUUUAA